Molecule: messenger RNA, 659 nt
Organism: Closterium sp. NIES-67
Lineage: Eukaryota; Viridiplantae; Streptophyta; Zygnematophyceae; Desmidiales; Closteriaceae
Source: the annotation of a GenBank genome assembly
UAGAGAGCAUUCCAUAGAGCUUGUAACCCUAGAGAGCCUCGUGUUUCUCUAGCAUCCCUGCUUACGCUUUAGAGCGCUCCUCACCUCCCAAACACACCACACCAUGACUGUCGCGCCCUUAAGCAAGGUCGGUCCGCCGAUCUUCUCCGCUCUCGCGCUGUCGUACGGGCUCUGGCUUGCCGCGCGCGCGCAGCCGUUCGGCGGAGAGACUCCGCGCACCAUGACGCGCGAGUGGAUCCAGGCUAGCGACAAGCUGCUCGACGCGUGGCCGCGGGAGGCCGGUCCUCCGGUCGUCGUGAAUCCCAUCUCCAGGCAGAAUGCUCUCAAGAACUGAAGAAGCGGAUUUUACAGGAGGGUUGAUUUCGUGUACCGUACCACUGAUCAGCGGUAGCGGCUUUUACUUGUGACGGUCUCUUCCGAUGAUCAACUGUAAAGGGUUAUAGGGCUGCUGUGUGAGUCCGAAGCAUCGUUCAUGAAUCAAUGCUUGAGACAUGGGAGCAUUUCUUGCAGCACUGAACCUGUAAACGUUUGACGCCUGACAUGGCAUUCCUUCUGUUGGAUCUGAUGGUCAAGGAAUACCGUAUCCUUUUAUUUUUACUCUUCUCUUGCUGGUGCAAUGGCAUUGGUGUGCCGUAAACGAGCCUCUUUGGUUUGAUCUA